Molecule: messenger RNA, 2517 nt
Organism: Emiliania huxleyi CCMP1516
Lineage: Eukaryota; Haptophyta; Isochrysidales; Noelaerhabdaceae
Exons: 2
Coding region: 1-2517 (838 amino acids)
Biological process (GO): protein maturation
Cellular component (GO): endoplasmic reticulum membrane
Source: RefSeq, a predicted model, not a curated record
AUGCCGAGUUCGCGAGCCCUCUUCCUCCGAGGUUUCGGCGGCGUCUGGCUCUGUGCCUUCACCAGCUACUACCUCCAAUUUCCCGGCCUCUAUGGGAGCGACGGCUUGCUGCCUGCGGGCCCAGCGUGGCGAUCGUCCGAGCGUGUGCCAUUCGCCGACCGGCCGUCUCUCCUUCUGUUCCUGGGCACCGAGGACGACGUCGACGUUGCGUUGGAGCUGAUCUCCCUCAUCGGCGUGCUCGUUUCGGCCAGCGUGCUCGCCGGCGUGCUCCACGCAUCGCUCUUUGCGCUGCUGCACCUGCUAUACCUCACCCUCUUUCUGGCCGGCCCGACCUUCUUGGCCUUCCAGUGGGACAUCUUCCUGCUCGAGACGGGAUUCAUGGCCAUCUUCUACGCGCCCUUCGGCGCCACGGUGCGCGACAUCGACGUCAUCGGCCACCCGAUGGCAUGGGUGCUGCGGGUGCAGUGGGUCAAGUUCAUGCUCUGCUCUGGCGCGGUCAAGGUCUUCUCGCAAGGCCCAACUUGGCGCGAGCUCACGGCGCUCGAGUUCCACUUUGCCAGCACUUGCCUGCCCACCGCCGAGGCGUGGCUCUUCCACUCACUCCCACCGGCGCUCCUGCGUGCCGGCGUCGCCUUCAUGUUUGUCUGCGAGCUCAUCGCGCCGUGGCUCCUCCUCCUGCCCGUCACGCCCGUCCGCCGCGUCGGAGUGCUCGUGCAGGUUGCCUUUCAGGCUCUGAUCCAGCUCUCCGGCAAUUACAACUGGUUUAACCUGCACACUUGCGUCCUCCUCCUCCCGGCUUGGGCGGCGGACGCGCCCUCGCAGCCCUCCGGGCGGCCGCCCCGCGGGCUGGUCGCCCGCCUGCUGGCGCCUGCCGUCGCGUGGGAGCAGCUCUGGGGGACGAGGCUCGGAGGCACGCUCGGCGCGGUGUCCGCGCUCGGCGCGCUCGGCGUCGCGGGGGCACGCCUCUUUCCAGUCGCCGUGGAGUGGUCGGCGGUCCCGGCGGGCGCGGGGCCGCUGGAGACUCUGACGGCGCUGCUGGCGACACCGCAAGCCGUCCGGAUCGGCAACCAUGCGACCGAGGCGUUUGUGCGCGAGAUGCUCGACUCUGCGCUGCAGUCUCAGUGUACAGGACUCUACCUGUACACGGUCACCGUGCUGUCGGCGCUUGGCUAUUCGCUCGGCGGCGGCGGUGGCCCCUCGUCGGGCGCCGACGCAGCGCUGUGCGUGGACGCCCGGACACGCGGGGCUGGGAGGGAGGAGGAGGAGAAGGAGCGGUCGCCGCUCAUCCCAUCCAGCUGCCCCGAAGGGGAGGGGCGGGGAGGUGGUGAGGAGGGGCGGGUGGGGGGCGGGGCGGGGUGGCGGGGCGCGCUGGGCAGCAUGGGUGCCGUGGCGGGCAGUGUCGGGCGGGCGUGCCUCGGAGCGGCGUCGCUGCUCCUCCUCGGCGUGACGCUGCUCCCCCUCUCCUCGAUCGCAAGCCAGCCGGUGGAGGCGCUCGUGCCUUCCGUCGCCGGGCUGCGGCGCGCGACACUCGCGAUGCACGCGCGGCUCCGCCCGUUCCACGCGACCUCCUCGUACGGGCUCUUUCGACGCAUGACCGGCGUGGGGCCCCGUCGCAGCGAGGGGGUGCCCGAGGCGUGGGGCUGGGGCGGCCUCCCUCCGUCCAUCGUCGAGGUGCCCGCCGUCGCAAUCGAGGGCCACCCGAGCUUGCGGGGAGGCGGGGGGGCCGCCGAGGAGGGCUGGAUCGAGAUCCCCUUCCGGUACGCGCCAUUCGGCGAGCGGCGGGCGCCGCGCCGCACCGCGCCGCACCAGCCACGCCUCGACUGGCAGAUGUGGUUCGCCGCCCUCGGCUCGUACCAGCGCAACCCGUGGCUGCUGCAUCUCGCCUACAAGAUCCUCUCUGGCGGCGAUGGCAGCGCGACGCUCACCCUCCUCGACACCGCGGCCUACCCCUUCCCGCCCGAUCGGCCUCCAGCACGCGUGAGGGCAGUCCUCUACCACAUCGACUUCACGCGAGUGCCCUCUCCAUGGGCCAACCGCAUCCCCGGCGUCGCCCUGCAGCCCGCACAAUGCGGGUGGGCGGGGCCCUACGCGGCGCUCAAUGCGAGCAGCCGGUGUGGCCGCUGGUGGCGGCGUAGGCGGGUGCGCGAGUACUUCCCGCCGCUCGACCGAGGCUCCCUCGAGGAGUUGCUGAUCAAGCCGAGGGGGUGGCCCAUCUUUGCAGACGCUGCGGCGCGGCAGCUUGACCCGUGCCGGGACCGAGCUGGCGAUGCAGGAGGGAGUGACCGCGCGCUGCCGGGCCCUGUCUGCGACGCUACCGUGCUCGCGCGCCGUGCCGCUGCGCCGCUGCGCCGCUGGGUGGGCUGGGAAUUGGGCGGGCUGGUGUUUUUGGAUGCGCCGCUCCUCGUCAUUGCGGCGGCGGCGGCGCUUGCGCUCGCACUCGGAGCCGCCGCGCGUAGCUGCGGCGGCGGUUGCGGUGGCAGGCGCAGGGGUCAGGCUGCAAGUGGCGUUAUGCUGUAG